CUUCGUGCUGUUAUUCUCCUGUAAGAAAGGCAAUUCAAUAGUUACCGGGACAUCGAUGAGAAGCCACGAUGAGCGAAUCCGUGAUCAUAAAAGCGAACGCCAAGAGUCAUAGCGAUUACAGUCUACAAAUAAAUCGUUGGAUAUUAAAACCGAUCGGUGCCUGGCCAUAUUUCUCCACUACGUCGACACGCGAAAGAGUCAUUUCCUUGUUUUUAAUCGUUUUCUGCUACGUCAUUAUACUGUUCAACAUAAUUCCUUGCGUCGCUCAUUUAAUCUUCGUAGGUGAUAGUUUUUAUAAAAAAGUAAAAGUAUUUGGUCCUCUGACUCAUUCAUUUCUCGGUGGAAUCAAUUACACGAACCUGCUGUUUCGGGGCAGAAAUAUCAGUGACUGUGUGGAACGCAUUGAAACUGACUGGCGGAUGGUGAAGAAAGAGGACGAGCAACAAGUAAUGUUGAAACACGCGAAGUUUGGCCGAUACGUGUCGACUAUGUGCGCGAUCUUCGUGCAUAGUGGUAUCAUGUCUUACUGUAUAGUAAGUGCAUCCAAUGUGCAGAUCAUCAAAGUUGGCAACGAAACAAGGACCAUACGUACAUUACCUUUUGAUGUUUACAACAAGAUGAUCCCAGUCGACACGAGUCCCGCGAACGAAAUAGUCCUCGUAGUGCAGUUUCUAUCGGCUUUCAUCGCCGACUCCAGUGGAAUUGCAUUUUACACCCUCGCGAGUGUCUUGGCCGCACAUGCUUGCGGUCAACUGGGCGUGUUAACGAUUUGGAUCAAUGACUACGUGAAUGAAGCUGGAAACAGAAAGCAGGUUGCUUCUUUUAGAAAAAUUGAAACGAUCGUAAAACAUCAUCUGAGAAUACUAGAUUUUAUAGCACGUAUAGAGGAAAUAAUGAGCUGGGUAUGCAUGAUAGAGUUGUUUAGAUGCGUUUUGGCAAUAUGCAUGGUUGGGUAUUAUAUCGUUACGGAAUGGUCCGAUCAUGAUGUUCGAAGCCUCACCUCUUAUUUCGUAAUAUGCGCAUCACUCACUUUCAAUACAUUUGUAUUAUGUUAUAUCGGCGAAGUGCUAAUAGAACAGUGCAUGAAAGUUGGUGAGAUAGUCUAUAUGACAAAUUGGUAUUUCUUACCCAGGAAAAGAAUCCUUGAGUUGAUUUUGAUCAUCGCAAGAUCGAGUGUGGUCAUUGAAAUCACUGCAGGAAAAUUAAUUCACAUGUCCAUACACACGUUCGCUGAUGUACGUCACAUUAUUGUAUGUAUCUACGAAUAUGUAUCUUUCUUUGCAGACUAGAAAAUUUGCUAUUCCAGGUGAUGAGAUUGGCCUUCGCGUAUCUUAAUAUACUGUGUCAAAUGACAUGACUGAAUGCACUU
Messenger RNA from Bombus huntii, 1369 nucleotides. RefSeq lists its product as uncharacterized. Gene Ontology annotation, molecular function: olfactory receptor activity; odorant binding. Gene Ontology annotation, cellular component: plasma membrane. The record is from RefSeq and is a predicted model, not a curated record. The transcript is spliced from 4 exons. NCBI's taxonomy places the organism in Eukaryota, Metazoa, Arthropoda, Insecta, Hymenoptera, Apidae. Gene Ontology annotation, biological process: sensory perception of smell; detection of chemical stimulus involved in sensory perception of smell. Bases 69 to 1289 code for a protein of 406 amino acids.